AUGACCACUCAGAUCAGUCUCUUCGAGCAUCUCAUUGGCGAUGUCUACUCACAGUCCGACCUUUCUUCUUCCCUCGCUCUCGUUAGUGUUGCUGGCAACGACUACGCCAAUUUCCUCGCUUCAAACACCUCAUUCUAUGUAAGAAGACACUCCUUAUUAUGUUUCACAAAGAAUUAUCUGUAUAUUAAUCAAAUAUUCAAAAUAUCAGAUAACGUAACCAAUGGACCCCGAAAACUUUGGUUUGUUGAGUUAUUCAUAUUUAUCCUCUAUCGCACUUUGCAUGCCCUCCCAGGAUUCAUCAAGAAAGUUGUGGAUCAAACCAAGGUGAAUUUGAGACGAAUCCACACCUUAGGAGUGAAGAAGAUAGUAGUACCUUCAUUGGCACCGCUCGGUUGCAUCCCCUCCUUCGUCAAAUCCUCCCUGAUCCAGGGUCGUUGCAACGACAUUCUAAACCUCUUUGUUGACAUCCACAACGCAUUGUUGCAUCAAGUAGUGACAAAUCUCAACAAUGAGACUAAUCAUACGACCUUUGUCAUUUUUUAUUACAACAACGCCUUCUCGACUGUUUUCAAGAACAAAGGAGAGAAUCCAGGGAGUACGACGACGUUUAAAACCCCGUUUAAAGCGUGUUGCGAAGGCACUUGUAGCGUUGUGGACGCGAAAGGUGUGAAGGACUACACCUUAUUUGAUGAUCCUAAGUCUGCUUUCUUCUGGGAUGGACUUCACCCUACACAAGAAGGAUCGAGAGCGGUUUAUGCGGUUUUAGCCAAAAAUAUCACUGCAUCUUUGACUAUAUCUGAAAUUUAA
Molecule: messenger RNA, 807 nt
Organism: Arabis nemorensis
Lineage: Eukaryota; Viridiplantae; Streptophyta; Magnoliopsida; Brassicales; Brassicaceae
Source: the annotation of a GenBank genome assembly